Molecule: messenger RNA, 608 nt
Organism: Radiomyces spectabilis
Lineage: Eukaryota; Fungi; Mucoromycota; Mucoromycetes; Mucorales; Radiomycetaceae
Exons: 6
Coding region: 1-600 (199 amino acids)
Cellular component (GO): cytoplasm
Molecular function (GO): oxidoreductase activity, acting on the CH-OH group of donors, NAD or NADP as acceptor
Source: RefSeq, a predicted model, not a curated record
AUGAUGUCGUAUUCCUUUUUAGCAAAAUUUCUUCGUAAAAAAGAAUCAUCUAAACUCUCUAUCGCUGGGAAGGUUGCGGUGAUAACUGGUGCGAGUCGUGGCAUUGGCAAGGCAGUUGCUGAGGCUUUGGCUGAACGGGGUGCCAAAGUAGUGAUAGGCGAUGUUAUCGAUACAAUUGGUGAAACGACGACGGAAACCAUCAACACGCGCUACGGAAACCAUGGGAACAAGAUUGCUAUUUAUCAACAUGCAGAUGUGACAAAGUACCGAGAUUUGAUACAGCUAUUUGAAGUGGCCGAAAAUGAGUUUGGCUCUGUCGAUAUUGCUAUUAUGAAUGCUGGAACUAACCAGAACUACGAUACAUUGUUUGCACCAUUAGAUGAUAAACUCGAGAUGGCUAUCUACGAAGUGAAUGUAGGCGGAGUCAUCAAAGGUAAUAAGGUUGCUCUAUUGCAUAUGGCCAAAUAUGGAGGCGGUGUGAUUGUAAACACGGCGUCAGUGGCUGGAUUGGCGCCGACAAUAUAUUUGAAUGCCUAUGCUGCAAGCAAACACGCUGUCGUUGGUUGGACUCGCUCUCUUGAAUAUGGAGCCCUUUAUUGAAGUUCUUG